UGCCUUUUCCCACUAGCCUCUCCGGUCCCACUAGUGUUUACACUCCGUUGGAUCCGCCACCAACCGAUCGCAUCUUCCAGACGAACCACGAAAUCCAACACGAAAACCACACAGGCACUACUGGAUGCACAUCUGAUUGUCAGUAGCUAUGGCACGGGACAAGUAUGAGGUUUCUGAGAUUGAUUGGGCAAAUCAAGACCCUGCAACUGUGAUUUACAAAGUUGGCAUUUAUGGAUGGAGAAAGCGAUGUAUCUAUUUUCUUAUUCUGCUUAUUAUGGUCUUAGCAGUCAUUAAUCUCUCAUUAACUAUUUGGAUCAUGAGGGUCAUGGAUUUUAACUGGGAAGGAAUGGGUAACCUGAGAAUUACUGACAUUGGAGUCAAACUUUAUGGACAUGCCGAGUUUGUGGAAUCACUCUAUGCAAAAGAGCUUAGAGCAAGAAUGGAUGAGCCACUCUUGGUUCAGUCAACUCGAAACCUGACUGUCAAUGCCAGGGACAGAGAUGGUAACAUCACAGCACAGUUAUUCUUGGGUGAUGACCAGAUUGUGGCCAAAAACAAGAGGCUAUGGAUUGUCACAGACGAAAAUAGACAGAUUCUCUAUGCUGAUAAGGAUAAGAUUAUCUUUAAUGCGAGCAGGCUAGAGUUCUCAAGUCCUUAUGGUGCAGAAUUCACAGGGUCUGUGCAGACCAAGGCUGUGAGGUCCCCUCCAAAAGAGCACCUCACUCUAGAGUCCCUGACUAGACAGCUACACUUGAAUGCUCCCGAGGGAAUCCAAGUUAAGACGGUGGCUGGUGGGAUCUCUUUACAAAGUUUGACAGAUGUCAAUAUCAGAUCCAAGAAAGGCAAAAUUACUCUUGACGCUCAGUCAAUAAUGUUGAAGAACAUUCCACUAAGUAAGCCAGCUUCUGGUGUUUCGUCCGAUGCGUGCGAGGUGUGCGUAAGCCAAGAUGGGAGUAUCUUCUAUGCUGCUGAUGGGAGUGGUUGUAAAGGAACAUGUAAUCUUUAGUUAGGGCUCAUAUUCCAACUUCUUGACACGCUCUAGUGCUAUACAAAUUUAAAGAUAUAGGGGCUAUUUCUGGAGUUUCCCAUUGGCCACGGUUUGACCACCGCCCGUCAUAGAAGAGACGCAAGGAUUCCUACAUAAUUCUCUUUUCAUCUUUUUCUUUGUCAUACGCUUGACAUAUUCGGAUCGUAGACUUUCAUAAAAGAGCUCCAUGUUUAAGUGUACUUUUAUAGGAGCAAUGUCUGGAUUAUUUAGCUAAUUCGCCUAAGAGUGUUACAGUGUAGUUGUGACCUGAGAAAAUAUUUUUAUCCAUUAUCUUUUAUAGGUAAAACUUGUCGUAUACCUAGUACAUAUGUCUUUGAAUUUUUUAGGAUAUGUGUUCUUUUUAUGUAAUUUUCAGUUGAACAGCAAGUCUAGUUGAUUACAAUUAGAAUAAUUAGAACAAGUGGGAAAAGACUGAAGUGUUAACAGUGUGUUCCUUCGUGGCGUAACGCGUGAGCUGCGAUGUCACGCUCUCAAUAGUUGUAAGUGAAGUGUGUGCGUUUUUUUAUAUAACUGAUUUUAUUAUAUACUCCUUGUUAGACACGGAGUCAAUUCUUCUCUCUCUAGCCUUGUGUAUACGGAGACAUCAAAGUUUGACAAAGUAUUUUGAGCUGCGAUGUCACGCUUUUAAUAGUUGUAAGUGAAGUGUGUGCGGUUUUUUUUUUUAUAUAACUGAUUUUAUUAUAUACUCCUUGUUAGACACGGAGUCAUUUCUUCUCUCUCUAGCCUUGUGUAUACGGAGACAUCAAAGUUUGACAAAGUAUAUGUGUAGCAACGGGAAAUAAUAUAGCAUUACCAUUGUCAAGUACAAAUUAAAAAGUUGGGACAAAGACUUUCAAUUAUCGUAACUUUAGUAGAUUAAAUACAGUCUAUCCCAUUACUGUUGUUCAAGAAAAAAUCCCAAAUAAAUAAAGGUUUACCCGGAAGUCUUGCAUAUAAAUUGUGAACUUUUCCCUUGAACAGUGGUAACAGGAUUGUCUUGUGUCUUAACAUAGCUAUAGAACUAUUUAAAUGCACCAUUUCUAACGACAUUUAUUUUGGAUCGUUUUUAUAAUAUUGGUUUCAGCUUUCAAUGUAAGAUGGUAAUAUACAACAUCGUAGGUGUAAAGAGUAAUAAAGGAAAAUUAUUUUCUA
Molecule: messenger RNA, 2179 nt
Organism: Nematostella vectensis (starlet sea anemone)
Lineage: Eukaryota; Metazoa; Cnidaria; Anthozoa; Actiniaria; Edwardsiidae
Product: zeta-sarcoglycan
Exons: 6
Coding region: 149-1006 (285 amino acids)
Biological process (GO): heart contraction; cardiac muscle tissue development
Cellular component (GO): sarcoglycan complex; sarcolemma
Source: RefSeq, a predicted model, not a curated record